This is a messenger RNA of Suillus clintonianus, 210 nucleotides long. RefSeq lists its product as uncharacterized. The transcript has a single exon. NCBI's taxonomy places the organism in Eukaryota, Fungi, Basidiomycota, Agaricomycetes, Boletales, Suillaceae. Bases 1 to 210 code for a protein of 69 amino acids. The record is from RefSeq and is a predicted model, not a curated record.
AUGGGAUUUCGCAAGAUCAGCCGUGACGUGAAGCUCGCAGCAAUUCGACUCCAUGAACGGAACCUUCUGAGCCUUCCGGACAUCUUAGAUUCCUGCGGAUUUUCCGAACGCACUUGGUUUCGGAUUUUGAGGCUCUGGUGUGAAACUGGCGAUGUCGUGAACCGUCAGCCUAGCGCAGUAAUGCGUGGUCGUCUGCGUGCUCUCUGUUGA